Molecule: messenger RNA, 1677 nt
Organism: Rotaria sp. Silwood2
Lineage: Eukaryota; Metazoa; Rotifera; Eurotatoria; Philodinida; Philodinidae
Source: the annotation of a GenBank genome assembly
AUGUAUAGUGGUCGACUUUUGGACGUAGCUGAAGAACCCAAGAAAAUGUUUCUGCCUAUAGAAGGUUAUGAAAAAAUGCCUCUUUUAACAUUGGAAGAGGCCAUCAAACCGCUUACCGAAAUUGUUUCAAAUAUUGCAGAAAAAGUUUAUGCAGCUAAAUACAAUUCUGAAAACCUUAAGAGCGAACUGACCUUAGAUCAAUUAGCAGCUAUAAUGUUAUACACAAUGGGAAGUUCUUCUGACGAAAAACCAUUGUAUGCUGCUUUAAAUUCGACUCUUCGUUCAGAUAAACCUGACAGAUCCAAUCAACUCAAACCUUGGUUUCUGUAUUUAAAACUCUUCAUUAGUGCUCUUUCUAAUAUACCUUCAUAUCGUGGUAUUAUUUAUCGAGGUGUAAAACUUGAUCUCAACGAAUUCUAUACAAUGGACAAGGAAUUUGUUUGGUGGGGUUUUUCAUCAUGUACAAAAUCACUUGCUGUUCUUCAAACAGAAAUCUAUUUAGGAGGAGGAGGAAUAGGAACUAUAUUUAUAAUUGAAUGUUUUACAGGAAAAGAGAUUCAUCAAUAUUCAUAUUAUUCUACAGAAGAUGAAGUUCUUUUAGCAGCUGCUCGUCAAUUUAUUGUUGUUUCUCGUCUUAAUCCAGCACCACAUCUAUGGAUUAUUCAAAUCAAAGAGAUUGAACCACCAUUUCCAUUUUUAAAAACGGAUAGUUCUAUUUCUUCUACUUUUGAAACAUCUGUCGUCAAUGAUACAAAUAGUUCAUCGACAAUGAAUGUUUAUUCACAAUGUUCAAAUGCAAUAUCAAAUCUAUUAACUUCAAAUGUCGAGACAACUACAGAUGAUUUAUCAUAUAAUGUAAAGUUGGACAAAGAUACUAUGACAUAUUGUGAUUUCGAAGAGAUUUCUUCAUAUCCAAAACCAAUUGAACCAAUCAUUGAAAAGACAGAUAUAACUGAAUUUAAAGAAAAUGAUUCACAUUCUUCAACUUUACCAUCUUUGAUGAAUUCAAAAGUACUUGGAAUGCCAACCGAAAAUCAACAAGCUGAAGAAAGUAUUGCAAGCUCACAUAGUACUGGUUACUAUAGUAUGUCUAAUUCGAUCGAAUGUCAUACCGCAAUUCCUUUUGAACUAGAUGCAGAUGUUACACAAACAAAAUCGAUACGAUUUCAACAUAAAUUAAUAACAGUAGAAUCAGCUAAAAUUAUUGCAGAACAUAUGCUUAAAAUUGUUUCAUUAGAAAUAGUUUAUUUUACAAAUAAUGAUUUAAAAGAUGAAGGUUUGUCUUAUAUUCUUGAAGCCAUAACUAAUCGAUCUCUUCUAAACUUAUUCAUUAUUGACAAUAAUAUAACUGAUAUGAGUGCAAUUCUUAUAGCAAAAUUAUUAACCAAAAAUUCUCAAAUGAUACGUAUAUUAAAUUUAGAUAGAAACCUAAUUACUGCAAAAGGUAUAAAAUCGAUUAUUCAAGUUUUACCACGAGAUACAAAAUUAGGCUUAAGAACAUUGAGUGUCUGUGGAAAUAAGUUAAUCAAUGAUGAAUGUAUUGAUGAUAUCAUCAAUAUACUGAAGGAAAAUCUAUCACUAAAAUGCUUAUAUUUAGAAAAAUGUAAUCUGUCAGCAGAUGGUAAAAAACGACUUCAACAAGCGGCUAAUGGAAAGAAUUAUUGUUUACAACUGUAA